Elgaria multicarinata webbii is the source of this 6163-nucleotide messenger RNA. It is a transcript of the gene SCAP, whose product is annotated as SREBF chaperone. The transcript is spliced from 22 exons. Bases 105 to 4043 code for a protein of 1312 amino acids. Gene Ontology annotation, biological process: SREBP signaling pathway; regulation of cholesterol biosynthetic process. Gene Ontology annotation, molecular function: protein binding; sterol binding. Lineage: Eukaryota; Metazoa; Chordata; Lepidosauria; Squamata; Anguidae. Gene Ontology annotation, cellular component: endoplasmic reticulum membrane; SREBP-SCAP complex; Golgi membrane. The record is from RefSeq and is a predicted model, not a curated record.
UGUCUGGCCUGGAGUGCUUUUUCUGAAGUGCCGCUCAUGAGAGACUCCCACCGGCGCCCCGCUGACGCAUUCCGGGAUGGCAGCUAGCUGAUGGGCAGCUGAGGAUGACAUUGACUGACAGACUGCGUGAGAAGAUAUCACGGGCGUUCUACAACCACGGGUUGCUGUGUGCUUCCUAUCCCAUCCCCAUCAUCGUCUUCACUGGCAUCUGUGUUCUGGCCUGCUGCUAUCCGUUGUUAAAGCUCCCAUUGCCUGGCACGGGUCCCGUGGAAUACACCACCCCUGCAAAGGACUAUUCGCAACCUCCGGCCUACCCGGCCCACCAGCAAGGAGAGCCCAGCGAGAGGCCUGACUGGUACACUGGUGCUCCUGUUGCCUACAUCCAGCAGGUCCUGGUGAAAGCCACUGUCUCUCCAUGGCCCAAGACAUUCCUGGCUGUUGAUGUUUUUCGGUCGCCACUGUCCCGUGUCUUCGAGCUCGUGGAGGAACUCCGAAACCACGCCCUGCGAGAUGGCUCCAGUACCAAGAGCUUGGAAGAGAUCUGCCUUCAGGUAACAGAUCUCUUGCCCAACUUGAAGAAGCUUCGAGGCCUGCUUCCUGAACAUGGCUGCCUGCUGCUGUCCCCGGGGAACUUUUGGCAGAAUGAUCCGGAGCGCUUUAGUGCUGAUCCCGAUAUCAUUAAAACCAUCCACCAGCAUGAGCCAAAGACCUUACAGACGUCAGCUACCCCCAAAGAUCUGCUGUUCGGAGUCCCAGGGAAGUACAGCGGGGUGAGCCUGUACAACCGGAAGCGAGUGGUAACCUACAGCAUCACCUUAGGUCUCCAGCGUUAUGAUUCCAGGUUCCUCUCCAGCCUCCGUUCCCGCCUCAAGCUGCUGCACCCCAGCCCCAACUGCACGCUGCGGGAGGAGCUCAUCACCCACGUGCACUUCAAGGAGGAGAUCGGUGUCGCUGAGCUGAUCCCCUUGGUCACCACCUACAUCAUCCUCUUUGCUUACAUCUACUUCUCCACACGGAAGAUUGACAUGGUGAAAUCAAAAUGGGGCCUGGCUCUGGCUGCAGUCAUGACGGUUCUCAGCUCUCUGCUCAUGUCCGUCGGCCUGUGCACACUCUUUGGACUCACGCCGACGCUCAACGGAGGGGAGAUCUUCCCUUACCUCGUGGUCGUGAUUGGCUUAGAGAAUGUGCUGGUUCUCACCAAAUCCGUGGUUUCCACGCCUGUUGACCUGGAAGUGAAGUUGAGGAUUGCACAAGGCUUGAGCAAUGAAAGUGCGUCCAUUACGAAGAACAUGGUCGCAGAGCUGAUCAUCAUUCUGUUUGGCUACUUCACCUUCGUCCCGGCCAUCCAGGAGUUUUGCUUUUUUGCCGUGGUCGGCCUGGUGUCUGACUUCUUCCUCCAGAUGCUCUUCUUCACCACCGUCCUCUCCAUUGACAUUCGCCGUAUGGAGCUUGCGGAUCUGAACAAGCGGCUCCCCGCCGAAGCCUGCGUGGCCCCCGCCCAGCCGGUGAGCCGCUGCCAGCGGUACGAGCGCCAGCCAGCCAUGCGGCCCACCACCCCGCACACCAUCACCCUCCAGCCCUCGUCCUUCAGGAACCUGCGCCUCCCCAAGCGCCUGCGGGUCAUCUACUUCUUUGCCAGGACCCGGCUGGCGCAGAGAAUCAUCAUGGCCGGGACCUUGGUCUGGAUUGUCAUCUUGGUUUACACCGACCCUGCCGGCCUCCGCCCCUACCUGGUGUCUCAAGUGACCGAGCAAAGCCCGCUGGGCGAGGCGGGGCUGCCGGUGAUGCCAGUUCCCGGGGAGGUCCUUCCCACCGGCGACGCCAAGCUGUCGCUCUCCGUCUUCCCUGCUGACUCUGAGGAGCAGCAGCUCUUGGAAAACCACACCUCGGAUUCCUUGAGCAGGCAAGAGGCGGGGCAGCAUGCCGAGGCCGCGGAGCCCGAGAGCAGGGAGAGCAACGGGCAGCCGGAGCUGGGCCCCAAAGCGGAGGUGACCUGGGGAGCCGAGGACGAGGAGAUCUGGAGGAAGCUCUCUUUCCGGCACUGGCCUUCGCUUUUCAGCUCCUACAACAUCACCCUGGCCAAGCGGUACAUCAGCAUCCUCCCCGUGAUCCCCGUCACUCUGUACCUGAACCCGCAGGAGGCCCUGGAGGCGCGCCACCCGCACGAGGCGAAUCGCUACCACACGUUCUUCUCGCUGAGCGGCGGGAAAGCGGAGCAGGCAGAGCAGCUGGCCGAAGGCGCGCCCAGAGCCCAGGGGCACCGGGACGUCACGCUGUACAAGGUCGCUGCUUUGGGCCUGGCUUCCGGGAUCCUCUUAGUCCUCCUGCUCUUCUGCCUGUACAAAGUUUUGUGCCCCAAGAACUACGGGCAAAACGGGCUGUCCCACAGCAGGAGGCGCCGCGGCGACCUCCCCUGUGAUGACUACGGCUACUCCCCCCCGGAGACCGAGAUCAUCCCCCUGGUCCUCAGGGGGCACCUCAUGGAUAUUGAGUGCCUGGCUAGUGAUGGGAUGCUGCUCGUCAGCUGCUGCUUGGUGGGUCAGAUCCGGGUGUGGGACGCGCAAACCGGCGACUGCCUCACCGUCAUCCCUAAGCAAGGGUUGCGCCGGGACAACAGCGGCAUCUUCGACUUCCAAGAUGGCUGGGACCAGGGCCCCGAGGGCCGAGGCCGGCUCGAGGACCCCGUGGAGGGCAGCUGCCCGUUCAAGAGGCCCCGCAGCCCCCCGCAGCCCCCGCUCUUCAGCGACCAGCCGGACCUCAGCUCCCUCAUCGACACCAACUUCUCCGAGCAGGCCAAGGCGGCCGCCCCUGAGCCCCGGCACCGUGCCAUCUGCGGCCGGCCAAAGGAGCCGGGCUACGACUUCAGCAGCCUGGUGGAGAAGGUCUGCGAAGAGCAGGGCGCGGCCGCCAACUGCCUGAACUUCUCGGGCUUUUGCGCCCCUCACCGGCAGCUGGCCUUCAGCCCCCCGGCGGGCGGGGCCCGGUCCCCGGGCUGCCGGGGCGAGGAGGGAGGCUGCGACGCCCACCAGAACAGCCAUGGGGAGGAGCCCCACGCGGGCCUGGAGAAGAGCCGGCCCCGGCCCCUACCCCCCUCUUGGGGCGGAGACUUUGAGAGCUCCAUCUGGAGCCUGGACCUGCAGGGCAACCUCAUCGUGGCUGGCCGGAGCAACGGGAGGCUGGAGGUGUGGGACGCGAUCGAGGGCAGCCUGCGUUGCAGCAACGAAGACGGCCAGUCGGGCAUCACCUCCCUGGUCUUCCUGAACAGCAGGGUGGUGGCGGCCCGGCUCAACGGCUCCCUGGACUUCUAUUCCUUGGGGACACAGACCUCCCUCGAUCACGCCCAGUUCCGAGGUCGGAGCAGCCUCCCCUCGUCUCCCAUGUACAGCAGCAACGACGUCAUCACGUGCCAGCUGACCCACACGGUGACGUGCGCCCAUCAGAAGCCCAUCACGGCCCUGAAGGCUGCAGCGGGGCGGCUGGUCACAGGGAGCCAGGAUCACACCCUCCGAGUGUAUCGUCUGGAAGAUUCCUGUUGCCUCUUCACCCUGCAGGGCCACUCGGGAGCAAUCACAGCUGUCUACGUUGACCAGACGAUGGUGCUGGCGAGCGGCGGGCAGGACGGCGCCAUCUGCCUCUGGGACGUGCUGACGGGCAGCAGAGUGAGCCACAUGUAUGCCCACCGGGGGGACGUGACCUCCCUGACCUGCACCACCUCCUGCGUGAUCAGCAGCGGCUUGGACGACAUCAUCAGCAUCUGGGACCGCAGCUCGGGGGUCAAGCACUACUCCAUCCAGCAGGACAUGGGCUGCGGGGCCAGCCUGGGCGUGAUCUCCGACAACCUGCUGGUGACGGGAGGCCAGGGCUGCGUUUCCUUCUGGGACAUCGGCUACGGCGACCUGCUGCAAACGGUCUACUUGGGCAAGAGCAACGAAUCCCAGCCCGCCCGGCAGAUCCUGGUGCUGGAGAACGCAGCCAUCGUCUGCAAUUUCGGCAGUGAACUCAGCCUGGUCUAUGUACCAUCGGUCCUGGAGAAGCGAGACUGAGCGGGGCGGCGGGAUGAUGGAUGAUGAUGAUGACGACGACAAGCCGGCCAUGAGCCGCUUUUCCUGACCGGGCCGUGCAAGGAUGGGGGCCGCCUCGGGGCGGGGUGCAGGCGCUCCCCGUCUUUCAGCAGCGGCAGCUCCUGCCUUGCCCUGCCCCGGGGCGUGGCAGCAGUGGAAUGUGGGGUGGGGGCGGGGAACUAAAGCUGACGGUGGAACCAGGGUAGGUUUUAGUCAUGUUUAAGCAGAGAGAAAAGAAUCUGGGUGUAGCGGAGAGUCGGCUGCAGCCGCUAGGCUAGAGACAGGUCACGGAAGCAGCUUUUGCCAAGGUGGUGGGGGGCGGAGAGGAACGGACCCCACCCACACUUGGUUCUCAGGAGGGGAGGGGCAGAAGGCCUUGUGUGCAGAGAGAAGCAGGGCCGGGCCUCUUUCAGCGCUGCUGCCGCUGCCUCCCGUGAGCUGUCUGUAAAAGCGAGAGCUGUUUCUCUGAGCCUUCGCUAGGGAGGGAGGGAGGGAGGGGGGCUGUAUGCGUGUGAGAGAGAAGCAUUUGGCUGUGGUGGCUCUACGCAGCCUCGGCCUUAAGGUCUGCUGUUGCCCCAAAGCGGACGAGCCGUUUACAGACAACUGUAAGAACCCGGGCGGGCGGGCGGGGAACCUCCCCAGCUUUGGAAAUGAGCCGCUGCUCUCGGUGGGUUUAAAAACCGGCUUUCCGAUCUCCUCUGUUGUAGCCCCAUCUCGCCCUCCUCUGCUGGCAGCAGCAGUUACUGUACCCCACUUAUCCAAGGGGGGGGGGAAACACGAGAGGUUGGGCUGGUUGAUGGGGGCGAAUUCUGCCCUUGGAAGGGCAGGAAGAGGAGGGCUGUGAGGGGGCGGAGGUUGGCCAGUUGAGCAAGCCAGCAGCCCCCUGCUGUGGCUUUCAGCACAGCCCUGACCCUUCUCUCUGCCUGCCAGGGCAAGGCGGGUGCGUUGUGCUUCCUGCCACACUUAUUUAUGUGCUGUACAUAGUUAUUUAUUCUGGCAUGUAAGCUCGGGGAGGAGAGAGGGGGGCUGCCCCACCUGGCUGCUGAGACAGACACCACCCUCAAGCCAAAGCUGGGGGGGGGGGGGCGUUCCGGAAACCUCCGCUCCAGCUGGGUCACGGGCUGGAAGUGACACCUAGCAGGGCUCCUUUCACCCACAGGGCCACUCCAAGAGCCGAGGCCCGGCCCGGCCCCGGCAUAACCACCCCGCCCAGCUUGUUCGCCUGCUUGCUGUUGCUAGAACUCUAGCUUGGGCCACACAGGUUGGAAGGAAGGUGGACGUGGCGCAACCCGGCGUCCUCUCUUUCCCCAGCUUCCUGCGUGACACGACGCCAGCAGGCGGAGCAGUGAACAGGUUGGCGUGGCGUAGAACGGCCUGGUGCCCUCCUGCCCAGCUGGCUGAGGCAAGUCGUAGGCCGCGCAGCUGGAGGGCACCAGGUUAGGGGAGGUGCUUACACAGCCAGGGCACAACAGGCAAUACCGGGAGGCUGCCGUGAGAUGGGGAAUUCGGGUGGCAUCAAUGAAGAGAAGCGACCGAAAGAAUCAAGGAGCAGCUAGAACAAGCGAGGCUUUUUUUAAAAAAUAAAUAAAUGUAAAGCCAUUAACUGACUAGUUCACAUGUUUUUAAUUUAGGAUCUUUUACUCUAGAGCAGCCUUCCUCAACCUGGGGCGCUCCAGAUGUGUUGGACUGCAUCUCCCAGAAUGCCCCAGCCAGCUGGCUGGGGCAUUCUGGGAGUUGUAGUCCAACACAUCUGGAGCGCCCCAGGUUGAGGAAGGCUGCUCCAGAGCAUACUGUACACUACAGCCUACUAAAGGAUGCUUUGGGAUUAACCUGCUGUAUUCUGUUUGUCCUACUACUCCAUGCUGGGGUAGCAGCAGCCGCCUGGAGCAGGGGAGACACGCUGCUUCUUCGCACAGUGCUGGCCAGGGAAUGCCCCCUCCUGCCCCAGGCCCUCUUGGCUUGCUGCCGCCCGUGUCUACACCAUGCCUCAGGUGGCCUUGGCUCCGCUGUGCCCUUUGGACUGUACAGCGGAAGCUGCUUUUGUACCAGAUUGUGUUUUAUAAUGUGUACAGCUACAGACACAUUAAACGGAACUAACUUAA